Aspergillus vadensis CBS 113365 is the source of this 537-nucleotide messenger RNA. RefSeq names its product RNA polymerase II mediator complex middle subunit MED9. The record is from RefSeq and is a predicted model, not a curated record. Bases 1 to 537 code for a protein of 178 amino acids. Gene Ontology annotation, biological process: regulation of transcription by RNA polymerase II. Gene Ontology annotation, molecular function: transcription coregulator activity. The transcript has 2 exons. Gene Ontology annotation, cellular component: mediator complex. Lineage: Eukaryota; Fungi; Ascomycota; Eurotiomycetes; Eurotiales; Aspergillaceae.
AUGGCGUCCCGAUCCCCCACGGCGGUGACUCCCCUACCAAAAUCAUCCGUCGCGCCCGAGACCCCGAUGGUCAAAGAUGCCCCCGCAACCCCCCAAGCCGUCCCUUUCCCUUCUCCACAGACAUUCGACAUUGUUCCGCCGUUGCAUGGCCUCCUUUCACGUCUUCUAUCGCCGCCAACGAACGCUGCUGGCGUAUCCAAUGGCGUGAGAGCGGCCGAUGACCCUACUGGAGCUGUCCUGGGGGCAGUACCUUCAGCUGGUCCAGGUGGUGCUGAAAUAUCCGGAUUGGGCUCAGGUACAUCUCCAGCGCUCGAUAUCAAGGACCUUCCGACAGAGGUCAGCUCGAUCAAAAUUCGGAUUCAGAAGGCACAAGCUGUGGUGGAAAACCUACCCGACGUAGAUCGGUCGGUUACCGACCAGGAAGAGGAGAUUGAGGAGCUGGAGGACCGCAUUGCAAAGCUGAAGUCGGUCAUCGCCGACUUUGGCCAGAUGGCAAGCCCAGGGGGUGCUAAGAAGCUCAAGUCUCAGGGACCUUGA